Messenger RNA from Rhineura floridana, 3354 nucleotides. RefSeq names its product NACHT, LRR and PYD domains-containing protein 3-like. The coding region runs from base 68 to 2026 and encodes 652 amino acids. Gene Ontology annotation, cellular component: cytoplasm. Gene Ontology annotation, molecular function: protein binding. NCBI's taxonomy places the organism in Eukaryota, Metazoa, Chordata, Lepidosauria, Squamata, Rhineuridae. The record is from RefSeq and is a predicted model, not a curated record. The transcript has 5 exons.
GCCAAGGAGCUCCCUCCUCCGGUACAAUCUUGCCUUGCCCCUUACUGCUGUCCGUUCAGCAUAACAUAUGCCCCUGUUUGUCAUGGUGAGUGGGGUGGCCGGGGUGGGCAAGACGACCCUGGUGCAGAAAUUUGUCUUCAACUGGGCAACUGGAAAACACUACCAGAAGUUCACCUUUAUUUUCUUCUUCAAAUUCCGAGAACUCAACACUGUGGGAGAGAUGGCCAGUCUAGAAAGUUUAAUCCAACGGGGGUACCCCAAAUUACACGAUAAACUUGGGGCAAUUCUACGAGAGCCAGAGAAAUUGCUCUUCAUCUUUGACGGCUUGGACGAGAGCAAACGUGACCUUGAUUUGAGCUUAGGCUUCUGUGCAGAGACACGAGAUGUGAAACCGGUUGAGGUGAUUGUAGCCAGCCUGCUGAACCAAACACUUCUGAAGGGAUGUUCCGUUCUCCUGACCAGCCACCCAAGCAAACUCAGCCGUUUGAAAACUGGAGUCCUCCACAGAGUGGCCAGUAUUGUGGGCUUCCUCUCCCAGGAAAGAGAAAGGUACUUCGGCAACUUCUUUGGAGAUGUCGUGGUUGCCCAGAGAGCAUUAGCGCAUGUGAGGGAGAGCCAGGUUCUGUACACUCUUUGUUACAAUCCCUCCUACUGCUGGAUUACUUGCACAGCCUUGCAACCUUGCUUCUCCUCCACCACUGGGCAGUCGCACCCCCUUCCCAAGACUGUGACUCAGCUCUUUGUAAGCUACGUCAAGCAUAUGAUGGCCAACCACACCAGGGGGCUCCCUAAGAGGGAAGAAGUGCGGGAAAUGUUGAUAAAACUUGGUUGGUUGGCCGACUAUGGUCUCCAGUAUCACAUUCUUAUCUUUGAUCAGCAAUUAUUGGAGGCAUUUGGGGUAGAUUCAUCUCUGCCCUUCAGUGCUUUCCUGGUGGAAAACAUACAAAGUGACAUCUCGUCUUCCAAGGUCACCUAUUCUUUUGUCCACCUCACUGUUCAAGAGUUUUUUGCUGCCCUUGUCCAUUACCUAGACUUCAAAGAGGAUAAUUUUGGAUGCAUUAAGACAGCAGCCCAAAACAGCCAAGGUGGGGAGUAUGACAUUUUUCUUCGCUUCCUGUCUGGCUUGUCCCAUCCCGCACCAAGGGCACCCCUGGAGGAAAUUUUGGGGAAGUUCUCUUCAAUGACCACUAAGCGAGUCCUUGAUUGGAUCAUGAAGAUGGACUGCAUCGCUUUCUUGAGCAUGGAGAAUCAUGAUGGUAAAAGAAAGACUUUGAACUUCUUCAGUUUGCUCUUUGAGAAACACAACAAACUACUUGUACGUCAGGCACUGGGAGAUGAUCAUGCCUCCAUGGACUUCUCAGAGCUGUAUCUGAUGCCUGUUGAUUGCACCAUCCUUGCUUAUGUUCUGAGUUGCGGCAGAAAGAUUGACCUCUUAAAUCUUGAUUCGUGCUUCAUCCAGAAUGAGGGGUUGCAGAGGCUCAGCCCUCAGCUGAACAAAAUCAGAGAACUGAGACUCUGCAAUAAUGAUCUGAACAAUCCAUCAACCAAAGAGCUCGUUUCUGUCUUAAAGCAUCCAGACUGUCAACUGGAAAGCCUAAGCUUGGCAAAGAAUGCCCUUACCGAACAGUGCUGUAGAGACCUGAGUUCUGCCCUUUCAGAGAGUCAGACCCUCUUAAGUCUUGACCUGACCAAGAACAAACUGCGGGAUGAGGGCCUCUCUGACCUACUGACGGCGUUCAGCAAUCCACAGUGCACGAUACAGAAACUAGUAAUCCAGGAAAUUGGCUUGUCAGAUGAAUCCUGUGGAAAACUUUCUGCUGCUUUGGCUGACAACACUAACCUCAAACAUCUAGACCUGAGUGGCAACCUUUUCACAGAUCAGUGCGCUGAAGACAUCCAUGCUCUCAUCCUGACCUGUCCUGCUCUUACAGAAAUCAGGCUGAACUUAAGCAACAUCACUCCAAUGAUGGAAAAACAGCUAAAGAAUCUGGAAGGUGAAAGAGAAGGCCUGAAGAUUUACAUUUAAAACUCCGUCAAUAAGCCAUAUCCUCCCCUCCGAUGAAAGUGUCAGUGACUGACUGAGGGAGCAGCCAGAGGUGGUUUCCCUUUGAAGGCCAAGAACUAAGCAAAAUGGGACCAUUUGGAAAAGCCGGCGACCCAGAAGAGUUUCUUUGGCCUUCCCCUGGCUAACUGGAUCCACUGAGAUUUUAGAUCAGUUUUGCCACAACCUGUCCAGUGCCCCCUCAGCUGCCUGCCUUGCCCCCUAGCUGCGCCAUAGCCCCUGCUUGGAUAAUACCAGCAUCGGCAACUCAUUGCAUGGGUGAACAAAGGUGUCUGGGAGACAUAGAAGUUUAUGGGGCGGGGGCAGGAGAGAAGCAAGGAAGAUCUCCCGUCUCUCAGGUGAAAGGGCCAGAGGUGUUGAAGGACAUUAGAAAAUGAAAUAAAUGGUUAAUAUUUAUUAAUAAUAAAUAAAUAAAUCUACUGGGAAUAGAAAGGAAGGGGAUAAAACAGGAAAGCUGUUAUAGCCAGAAAAAAGGAAUGUAAAAGGACGAAGGAGGAGGGAUGAAAGUAACAGGCAAUUGGGAGGGGCAGAAUUAAGGCACACGUUGAGUUUGAAAGGAGAAGAAAUUGCAGUAGAUGGGUAGAAAUAUUUUGAGAGGCAUCCGAGGGUAUGAAGGUAAAAAAUAUAAAAGGAAAAGCUUUCUGUGCUUAGAGCCUCUGAAUCAGCAAUUUCUGCCUAAAUUGGUGGGACUGAUUUUACCUGGACAAUGCCUCCAGAGCAGCUUUAGGUUUGCGUGAUUAAAGUGGAUUAAAGCACAUUUAUCUCCCUAGCAGAACAAAUUCUCUUUUUAAAAAAUGGAGUAAAUUUCUUUACUUAGCUUGAAGGAAGCUGAACUGUGGAACUCCUUGCCACCAGGAAAAUGAUGUGGCAAAGAAUUCAGCCAUUCCCAAAGAUGGAUUAGAAAGUGGUAUCAGUAAUUGUUAGCUAAUUAUGCCAAACUCCUCCCCCAGUUGCCAUCAUUCUGUGACUGGUGGUACGCCUCAGUAUUUUCAGCCAUUUCAAGUGGACUCUGGCGGUAGAAAUUUUAAUAAUUCCUGAUGUAGUGGAAAACGUGCAACAGGGUUCCAUUUUUAAGGCUUAUAUGGUGAGCCCAUUGGGGACAGAACUGUUAACAUGUCUGCUGUAAGCAUCUUUGAGACCACUGGGGAACAAUGGGACAUUAAUUGAAUAAAUAAAGAGAAAUCAGUGGAUUGUAUUUCUGUGCAUUGUUUUAAUUCCAGCCAUCCUUCCAUAAGUAAAUCCAAGGCUUUAUUUGGGGGACAAAAAGAGGUGCCAGUACUUCAUAGCUGUUU